AUGGUCGAACGUCGAUCCAAAGGGAGAAUGUGGAAAUGCCGACGCCUGGGCACCGGCGAGGUGUCCCUGCUGCGGAUGGUAGACCUCGAGCUGACGAAUGCAGGUCGAGAUGAUGGAAUGCCAACUUCCUUCCUGCGUGAGGCGGCGCUCCUAUCGGAGCUGAAACAUCCCAACAUCAUCAGGCAUUUUGGCGCCGAGAUCCUGGCGAAGAAGGCUGUCAUGAGCACCGAGUACGUGCACGAGAGUUGGAGCUCUUGGUUCAAGAGGCUGGAGGUGUGCUCGCAGUUCGAGCGGGUCCUCGAUGUCAGGCAAAAGUUCAAGCAGAUGCUCAUGGGCCUAAGCUAUGUGCAUCACCAGGGGCUAAUCCACCGAAACCUGAAGCCGGACAACCUGUUUCUGGAUCUCAGCGGUACGGUGAAACUUGGCGACUUCACCACAACACGAACGCUGGACAUCCCGUUCCAGGUCUACACGCCGGAAGAUCCGAAAGAAAGGGAUCGCUCUGGGCGGGAGAUGAGACGGCUUUGGUAUCGGGCGCCAGAGUUGAUCUUGCGAGACGAGAUCUACGGCCCUAAGGUGGACAUGUGGUCCGUCGGGUGCCUGCUCGUUGAGGCAGCAUCCGGGAAGUCGCUGUUCCAGUCUGAUGGUGAGAUGGACCAUCUUUUCCGCGUCUUCCGCGCCUUGGGCGUGAAGUAG
Molecule: messenger RNA, 696 nt
Organism: Symbiodinium sp. CCMP2592
Lineage: Eukaryota; Dinophyceae; Suessiales; Symbiodiniaceae
Source: the annotation of a GenBank genome assembly